Molecule: messenger RNA, 2326 nt
Organism: Pleuronectes platessa (European plaice)
Lineage: Eukaryota; Metazoa; Chordata; Actinopteri; Pleuronectiformes; Pleuronectidae
Gene: pde9ac
Product: phosphodiesterase 9ac
Exons: 19
Coding region: 16-1575 (519 amino acids)
Biological process (GO): cGMP catabolic process
Molecular function (GO): 3',5'-cyclic-GMP phosphodiesterase activity
Source: RefSeq, a predicted model, not a curated record
GAGAGGGAGGUUGACAUGGGCUCCAGCCCCUCCUCCUAUUCCCCCAAAACCAUUUACCUGGAUGUGGAUGGCAAGGUGCAAAAGGUGGUGUUCAGUCGGCACUGCAGUCCGUGUGACAUCAAGGAGCUUCUGUGUUCCUCGUCCAACAUUCCCAGGAACACUGCCAUCAUGAUGGUGGAUCCAGGAGGUGCCAUGGUCUCCAUGGACCCCACCAUGCCCACCAACACUCCAAGCUCCUUGUACAAAGUUGUCCCGCUGUCUACUGGUCAACUCGGAGACAAGGAGGACAUGUUUCAGAACGUCUUGUCCCAGGUGGCCGAGCAGUUCAGCAGAGCCUUUCGCAUCAACGAGUUGAAGACUGAGGUCACCAACAGGCUCGCCAUGCUGGAGAAGAGAGUGGAACUGGAAGGCUUGAAAGUGGUGGAGAUUGAGAAGUGUAAAAACGACCUGAGGAGGCUACGCGAUGAGAUGACCUCGAGAGGUGCCGGCAGAGUGAGCUGUCAGUGCAAAUACAACUUCUCAGAUGACGGGAAGAAGGUCACUCCUCGACGAGAUGUCCCCAAUUACCCAAAGUACACACUGUCUCAGGAGACCAUAGAAGCCCUGAAGAAGCCAACUUUCGACGUGUGGCACUGGGAACACAACGAGAUGCUGAGCUGUCUGGAGUACAUGUACCAUGACUUGGGGCUGGUGAAGGAAUUCAACAUGAACCCUAUCACACUCAAACGCUGGCUGCUGGGGAUUCAGGAGAACUACCGUAACAACCCCUUCCACAACUUCCGUCAUUGCUUCUGCGUGAGCCAGAUGAUGUACGGCAUGAUUCACCUCUGCAACCUGCAGGAGAAGCUGACUCUCACAGAUAUGGGCAUUUUAAUGACAGCUGCAGUGUGCCAUGACCUGGACCACCCCGGCUACAACAACACGUAUCAGAUCAAUGCCCGCACAGAGCUGGCAGUACGCUACAAUGACAUAUCUCCGCUGGAGAACCACCACUGUGCUGUGGCCUUCCAGAUCAUUUCCCUUCCUGAGUGCAACAUCUUUGCGAAUGUGGAUCCUGAGGCUUACAAACAGAUCCGACAGGCGAUUAUCACCCUCAUCCUGGCCACUGACAUGGCCAGACAUGGAGAGAUACUAGACUCCUUUAAGCAAAAAGUGGACAACUUUGAUUUCACCAAUGAAGAGCAUGUGACAUGUCUGAAGAUGGUUUUGAUCAAGUGCUGUGAUAUUUCCAACGAAGUGAGGCCGACUGAGGUGGCUGAGCCAUGGGUGGACUGUCUACUGCAGGAGUACUUCAUGCAGAGUGACAGGGAGAAGUCUGAAGGUCUCCCCGUGGCCCCCUUCAUGGACAGAGACAAAGUCACCAAGCCCACUGCUCAAAUCGGAUUCAUCAAGUUUGUCCUCAUUCCGAUGUUCGAGACGGUCAUGAAGCUGUUCCCUCAGAUCGAGGAGAUCAUGGUUCAGCCUCUGAGAGACUCUCGAGAUCACUACGAGGAGCUGAAACAGAUCGAUGACGCCAUGACAGAGGCUCAGAAGAAAAAAACUGAAAAUAUGUCAUUAGGCGGGAAGAAGAAGUAAGCUCUGCAGUGAGUGAGUGCAGUGGUAUCUGUGGCUCCACUUUUGUGUUCCCGUUCAGGAAAGACUUUAACAAAACAUGAGCGAGGCCUUGAUGAAGACAUUCUGGGCUCAAGCUGAAGAUGACACACUGAGCAGGAGGAAGAGAAAGACUGCUCGGCCACACACUGAACUAUACUUAGGCAUCAAGGUGGCACAUCUUGAACUUUGACUUAGACUUUUUUUCACUGGAUGUAAAAGAGAGGGACCUGCUGACCUCUCGGCAUAUUUAUGGUGUUUAUGUUGUGCUCUCUUCCUAUAGCGCCUCAAGAGUUUGAAGGAUCAGUUUCUCUAAAUACAAAUCCUAAUUCCAGAUUGAUAUAUUGUGCAUUUGUGCAAAACAAAUAUAUCCACAAAAGCUGCAGAAUUGGCCUCAUGGACCAAAGUUUCAGGAUAAUUCUACCAGCAAUAACGACAUUUUGAUCUCUGUGAUCCUUUUUAAUUUCCUUCAGUUUCUGUCCAGUAGAAAAAUAAAAAUGCGCCAAAGUGGGAUGUCUUCACCUCACUGUAGCAAUAUAUUUUCUCACUGACAUGGUGCAUUGAGUGUUUUUCCAAGAAAAAUGCAGCUUUUCCUUUUUUUGUUCACACGCAGCGGGUUAAACAUCACAAUACUAGCACUAUUCUCUUUCUUUCAACAGUUUUUAAUGAAAUAAAGCUACGUAGGGAUGUAUAUCGUUCAAGAUGUUACACAAUGUAUCCAAUAAAACGUUUUGAU